This is a messenger RNA of Cyprinus carpio (common carp), 1732 nucleotides long. RefSeq names its product B-cell CLL/lymphoma 7 protein family member B-A-like. NCBI's taxonomy places the organism in Eukaryota, Metazoa, Chordata, Actinopteri, Cypriniformes, Cyprinidae. The record is from RefSeq and is a predicted model, not a curated record.
UCAAGAAGCUCUGGAAAGUAGAGUUGUGAGUUCUCGCGAUGCGAGACUUGCGACGCCAGACUGCGAGACCGACACGAUUCCAGUAAGAGUACCGAUCAAAUUCAGAAAUGUCUGGUCGCUCGGUCCGCGCGGAGACCCGAAGCCGCGCUAAAGAUGACAUUAAGAAAGUGAUGGCGGCUAUUGAGAGAGUACGGAGAUGGGAGAAGAAAUGGGUCACAGUUGGAGAUACAUCAUUAAGAAUAUUUAAAUGGGUUCCUGUGGUGGACACAAAGGAGAAGGACAAGAGCAAGGUGUCUGUGGGUGGUGAGAUUCAACGGAAGAAUUUUCCCACAGAAGAGUCAUCUGAUAACUCCUGUUCUGUACUGUUAGAUUUUCAAGAUGAGAACAGCAACCAGAGUUCUCUGUCAGACUCGUACCAGCUUAAAGUAGCUGCAGACAGCAGCAAUAACUCCAGUCCACAGCCCAGUGAGCCGGUCAGCCCUGCACUUCAGAGUCUAGACUACCCUACAGAUGAUCCACAGCCGCCCACCCUCGGCCAAGAAUUCAUGGAAGAGCCGCUGCUGCAGUCAAGUGAGAUCGCAGAUGAGCCACCGAGACUGAUCAAGGAAGAUCUUUUACCCCUCACUGCUCAGGAGGAUGAGGACAGCUGUGGAGCCCCACCACUGAAAAGAAUCUGUACUGAGCAGGUCUCGGUCAUUCAGGCGGCCCCUUUUAGUUAACACACACACACACGCACACACUGUACACUGGGCAUUGAUAAUCAGCCAGACUGAUCACUGACCUUCCUAGAACUGCUGCAAAAGACACAAUAUGGACCAGACAUCGAAAAAGCACUAUAUUUAUUAUCGCAUGGGAUCGCUUUGCAACAUUUUAGCAACAUUGUAGCCCUUUGUAACUCCCAGAAUAUGCUUCCAUUCGUGUUAUGUCAGGAUUAUUGUUCAUUUUUGAAGAUCUCAUAGUAGAAUCUCUGAAUUAGAAUUGUUAUCUCUUACACUAAUUCUGACAUAACCUGAAUGAAACAUUGAUUCAACGUUUAUAGGCCACCCCCCCCCCAAAAAAGAGACUAUUAACUAGACAUUCCUGUUUACAGGGAGAAUGAAUGAAUGUACUAUCACCAUAAAGCCCUUGUUGAAAUUGCUGUUACAGUUAUUAUAAUGCUAAUAGUUUUAUUUGAUCUUCAGUUGAAUGUGAUGCUUGUUAAAAAAAAAAGAAAGCCAUAAUCUAAUUUCAUGCUGACUAAAGGAUUAGCCAUUAUUGAAAAAAAAUCAAAUCCUCCAAAACCAAGACAAAAAGCAAGUUAAAUGACUACUUGAAAUGCAAUUUAAUACACCAGCUUUAUGCACAAGUACUCUUAUUAGACCACACCAUUCCCUUUUAAUAAAAACAAUGACUCAACAUGCAGAAUGUCUUCGAAUAAAUUCUGUAAGAUUACAUGCAUACAGAUUAAAAUGAAGUAUUUAAGUCAUGUUUCAAAAGAUGUGAAUAAUAUCUAGAUUUUCUGUUUGUAGAUUCUGCUCUCAGGGUCUGUAGUACCUCCAACUGUCUAUCAGCUCUCAUUUGUUGCAGUAAUUGAACAUUUACUUUUUUUGUCUCUGUAUUACACCCCUAAAAACGCCUGUCUUUUAUGCCACCUUUUAUUUUUUGCAAACUGGUCUAGUGGGCACUUUGAGUUCAAUGAAGCAGUCAUAUUGUUAUUUGAUGCAAAUAUCAUUAAAAAAUUUAGACCUUUCAA